AUGGAAAAAACUAAAGUGCGCAAAGGGCCGCUGCCUGGAGGUCGCCAGGGCGCGUCUGGAGCUGGCGCUGGACGCGACAGCAUGCGGGCCGCCAGCCGAGCGCGAGGUGUUGCAAGACCACCUAGCAGCCCCCCGCAUCCAUCAUUCCCACCAGAAGGCUUGGUGUCGGCUGGGUCUUCUCGGACUCAGCAAGCGGCACCCGCCGCUGGUGGAGCACGUCGCAUGCGUUGGUCACAAUUAAUGAACGCAAACGCACUGCGGGCGUACUUUAGGGCAAAAGGGGAAGAAACUGGAUGUUUGGCGUAUCGGGCUCGGAUGCAUCGCUUUUUUGCAGAGCUGGAGCCAUCUCUAUCCGUCACUGAGCAAAACCUGGCAGACCGAGUUCGGUAUAUCCUGCGCUCCAACAUAUUUGAUGACGCCGAACUCGAACGACUACGACGUGAGGCUAUUCCUUCAUCGAAUGGAAAUGCUACGGCUGGGAAUGCGGCGCCACUUGAUGUGCAACAAACUGCAUAUGUGGAUGCUGCCGCCAAAAUCCAUUUGUGGCUAAUUCAGACGAUGAUGGACUCCCACGAACUAGAGAAAAUGAAAAGCAUAUUGGAAGAGUCGAUGAUGGAAACGCGCAGCAUGCCUCUCGAAAAUCGACCGCGACUUCCCCGCAUACCCCUUAGCAAGCGAAAUCGGGCUGUCGUGCGGGCUCUUAACCCAAUGCUGGUGACCUAUUUGGAAGCCAGCCGGGACCUUUGCGAGACGAACUCAAUUCUUUUUGGCGCCGCACUGGCAGUAUGCCGUAUUAUUGGCGCCAAACUUCCGGUGGCUGGACGUGCUACUCAAAAAAGUAGCGCCAUCCCAGCUUGGAGAAAAAGAAUUGAGGACCGUAUCGCAAAGGCAAGGGCCCUUAUCAGCAGACUGACAAGCUUCAGGUCAGGUAAUAAUAGACCGAGAGUUGUGCGCACCGUUAGAAUGGCGUUUGCUGGGACAAAUAUUAGUUUGUCCCAGCCGGAUAUCACACAGAAACUAACGGAGCGCAUAGAUGACCUAAAGCAAAAAAUCGCUGCUUUAGGGAAGCGGAUUCGACGAUUUAGCGAGAGGUAA
Messenger RNA from Parnassius apollo (apollo), 1095 nucleotides. The record is from the annotation of a GenBank genome assembly. Lineage: Eukaryota; Metazoa; Arthropoda; Insecta; Lepidoptera; Papilionidae.